Acipenser ruthenus (sterlet) is the source of this 2190-nucleotide messenger RNA. Its product is annotated as TALPID3 protein-like. Lineage: Eukaryota; Metazoa; Chordata; Actinopteri; Acipenseriformes; Acipenseridae. The record is from RefSeq and is a predicted model, not a curated record. The transcript has 13 exons. Gene Ontology annotation, biological process: smoothened signaling pathway. Bases 312 to 1835 code for a protein of 507 amino acids. Gene Ontology annotation, cellular component: ciliary basal body; centriole.
UCCAUUGGACUCCAGAACAAGCCCAAACUGAGGUGGAAGACAUUGCUGGGUUCCCUGGAACAGAUUUUAUAGCAGUCACUGACAUAACACAGGAGUCAGAAAAGGAUGAGCUUCCCGAAUCAGUUAUUGAGUUAAAUGGCUGUGCUGGGUCCAUCUUUGCUCCAUACCAUAGGCCUGUUUUCCCACCCACUGUUCCACCCCUCCUUCCCACUGUGGACAUUACUGAAGAAAGGAUAAGAGAACAAGAAACUCUGGAAAACAGGCUGGUUCAAUGGGUGGAGCAAGAGCUUCUGGCCCGAGCGAUCGAUGAGAUGUAUCCACUCCAUCUCCAGCCUCGUCAGGACAUCCUUGUGUCAGACAACGAGGACAGCAUCUCUUCAACAUCUGAUAUAGUUGAAGCAGCGGGUGGAGGAGGCUUGCAGCUGUUUGUCGACGCAGGGCUUCCAGUUGACUCCGAUCUGAUUCGGCAGUAUGUCAACGAUGCCCUUGCUGAAAUCCUAGCCAACAUGUUGGGAGAGAGAGAGGAACAAAGCCAAGCUCAAGUACCUCCGCUUCCCCUCAGCAGACCGUCAUCGCUGGAAUUAGUAAUCCCAACACCAGUGCCCACCCCUCAGCAUACCCCAAGACAAAGUCCCUCUCUUCCUGUUAGCACCCCAGAUAUAUCUGAGCUGGAAUCUGCAGCAGAGUCAGUGGAACCAGAACCAAAACCUGAACCUCAGCCCCUAGCAGAUCCAGAUCAAGAGGUAGUUAAAAGUCCUGUGGAGACGCCUGCCACAACCCCAAUUCCAUCUCCUCCCAGAGUAGCCACACCAUCUCCUCCCAUCUCUGAGAGAAUCCAGACCCCGAACCCACAGCCUGCCAAACUACCAUCCAACCCCUGGGGAGAUGCAGAGCUCCCCCUAGAGGAGGAGGACCCCAGAUCAGAGAGAGAGGACCUGCAGAGUCAAAGAGCUGUCGUGAUGUCUGUGGCCAAGGAAGAAGAAGCAGAGAGUCUGAUCAUGCGGUCCCCACCUGUUACGCCCCGAAUCCCAACCCCAGCCCCUCAAGCACAGUCCCCUACUGCACCUGUCCAGACCCCACCUCCUGCCACUCUCACCCCUGAGGAGAGCAGCUCCUCCAUCUCAGUCACUGAGACAGAGACCGGCGACGGGAUCAUCUCUGAGGGGGAGCUCCUCUUUAGCUACGGGCAGAUGAUCGCAGCGAGAGCUUUGGCAGAAGGAGGGGUGACACUUUCCAACCUCAAUGCUAGCCAGUCAAGCUUUCUGCAUGAUGCUCAAGAAAUGGACUAUGACCCCCCUAGUGAAGGGCAGGUGAUAAGGAGGCCACAUGUCCAUCAUCACCGUGACCCUGUCCUCUCUCUGCUAACCAAGAUGAACCAGGGCCCCAUCGCUCCACAGGAAGUACGCUACCACCCACAGCUGAACUCUGAUGAAGACAGCAGCAGCAUGGGAGAGAUGAGUGAAGGGCAAAGGCCCAGACUGACUGCAGCAGGGGAAACCAUUCUGACUGGACAUUCGCUUUUCUUGGACCAGUCUAGCCUGAAUGGGCUUAUGAGCAAUCAAGGAGAAGGACGCCCUUCGUCACCAGGCCAAUUCAGCAAGGAGCCAGGGAGGGCUCCCGGGGGGGUUGAGGAGACCCAUGGUCCCAUGAGCCUCAGAGAACUGGAAGACAUACCCAGACCGCUCCCCCGGACACGGCGAGUUACACAGAUUCAAAAUGGAGAACAGGCUUUUGAAAUUCCAAGAAAUGAACGCAGAGCUUCACCGAUUAUUAUUAUUAUUAUUAUUAUUUAUUUCUUAGCAGACGCCCUUAUCCAGGGCGACUUACAAUCGUAAGCAAAAACAUUUCAAGCGUUACAAUACAAGUAAUACAAUAAGAGCAAGAAAUACAAUAACUUUUGUUCAAGUAAAGUACAAGUUUGACAAACCACAAUUCAAUAAUACAGCAGGUAAUAGUGAUAGUUACAUCAGGAUAUGAUUAAAUAGUGAUAGUUACAUCAGGAUGUGAGUAAAUACAAAGUACUACAGGUUAAAAACUUGGCAGAUUACAGUAUUCUGAAGUACAGGAUUAAAUGCAGUAAAAUAGGGGCUGAUAAGAGCAAAAUAAAGCACAUUUACAUGAAGGGUGAUAGUGUCCCAGGAUACAAACAGAGGAGUUCUACAGGUGCUCUUUGAAGAGGUGAGUCUUAAG